Molecule: messenger RNA, 2402 nt
Organism: Prosopis cineraria
Lineage: Eukaryota; Viridiplantae; Streptophyta; Magnoliopsida; Fabales; Fabaceae
Product: aldehyde oxidase GLOX-like
Exons: 1
Coding region: 476-2155 (559 amino acids)
Source: RefSeq, a predicted model, not a curated record
AAAUACAUGACAAGUUUAAGAUCCAAUCAACUAUACAUUUCACGUUUUCUCACAGCGAAUGAAUUAAGGAGAAUGAACAAGUAGAUAACAAAUUAAAGAAAACAAUUCUUGUAUGCAUUGUUAACCAUUACCCUUUACCGUCUCAGGAUUGCCCGUCAAAAAUGCACUUUUGAGUCCGAAGACCGAGAUUCUCUGGAAGUGUGCCCAACGUGAUUCUUGAACCAGUAAUUGAUUAGCAGAGAUACAAUGCGCAAGUUUCACAAAUAAUGCUUAUGUUUCUUGAUCUUAAACGAUGCACUCUUGAACGUUGCCGGUUUAGCCGCCAAAUCCAUUCUCCAUCUCAAAGACACCCUUAUUCCUCCAUUCUCAAUUAAUUUUCCCAUUAUGACCCCACGCCAACUCUCUCACUCUCAGCUAAAUUCACCUACAAUCCUCCUACGCUUAUCCUUCUCCCUCUGCUUUGACAAACCAGAACAUGAACCCUACGUCCGCGGCGAUCCUAUUCCUCUUCAUAAUUGCUUCGUCUCCGAAUUCUCAAGCACAAGUGACAUAUCAGUUCGUGCCUCCUGACUUCAGCAGCGAAGGAGCAUGGCAGUUCUUGCAAGCGAGCAUUGGCAUAUCAGCCAUGCACAUGCAACUUCUAAGAUACGACAAAGUCGUCAUGUUUGACCGUACGGAUUUUGGCCCCUCCAACAUCUCCCUUCCCGACGGUCGUUGCCGGACGGAUCCCUCAGACACUGCCCUCAACGUUGAUUGCACCGCUCACUCUGUCCUUUACGACAUACCCACCAACACCUUCCGACCCUUAAUGGUUCAGACCGACACUUGGUGUUCCUCUGGCUCUGUUCUCCCUAACGGCACCCUCGUCCAGACCGGUGGAUACAACGAUGGUCAGCUUCGCAUCCGCAUGUUCACCUCUUGCCAAGACCAGACCUGUGACUGGAUCGAAUUCCCAGAUUACUUCUCAAGGCGAAGAUGGUACGCAACUAAUCAGAUACUACCUGAUGGUCGCAUCAUUGUGGUUGGAGGAAGAAGACAAUUCAACUACGAAUUCUAUCCUAGAAACCCCACCCAAUAUUCUUCCUCAUCCACACAGGCUCUCUUUCUCCCUUUCCUCCAAGAGACAACUGAUCCCAAUGAAAAUAACUUGUACCCUUUCUUGCACCUUUUACCCGACGGAAACCUUUUUAUUUUCGCCAAUACUCGUUCCAUAUUGUUUGACUACAGCCGAAACCUUGUCCUCAAAGAAUUUCCUCUUAUCCCAGGUGAGGAUCCUCGAAACUAUCCGAGCACGGGCUCUUCGGUUCUUCUCCCAAUAAACGAUAACAAACCAAGCGUAGAAGCUGAGGUCAUGAUUUGUGGGGGUGCGCCACGAUCUUCAUUCGUCAAAGCCCGAGAGGGGAACUUCAUACAAGCUCUUGCCACAUGCGGACGCCUCAGAGUCACUGACCCGAACCCAAAUUGGGUGAUGGAGACCAUGCCAAUGCCCAGAGUACUGGGAGACAUGUUACUCCUCCCCUCCGGCGACGUCAUUAUCAUCAACGGCGCAGGGCUCGGCACCGCCGGGUGGGAACAUGGCCGAGGGGCGGUACUUUCUCCUGUCAUAUAUAGGCCUUCAGAGGAGGACUCGUCGUUGAGGUUUAGGGCGAUGUCAGCUGCGUCGAGGCCCAGAGUUUACCAUUCCUCCGCAGUGUUGCUACCGGAUGGAAGAGUGUUGGUUGGAGGUAGCAACCCUCACAUGAACUACAGUUUCAGUGGGGUAGAGUUCCCAACGGAGCUCAGCUUGGAGGCGUUUUCACCCCCUUAUUUGUCGCCGGAGUUUGAUCCGAUGCGGCCAACGAUUUUGUACACGACGUGCAACGAUGGCUUAGGGUAUAUGGUGCUGUGUCAUAUAACAUUCCGGGUGACCUAUUACAUCUCAGCAAGUGAAGUUUCAGCGAGGCUGGUGGCUCCUUCGUUUACGACGCACUCUUUUGCGAUGAAUCAGAGAAUGGUGGUGUUGAAUCAGAUUGUGGUGGCACGUACAGGAUGGGACACGUAUUACACAACAGUGGUGGGUCCAUCGUCUCCUCAGAUUGCACCACCGGGUUUCUAUCUGAUGUUCGUUGUGCAUGCAGGUAUACCUAGUACUGCUGUCUGGCUGCAAGUGCUCUAACACGAACUAUCUCAGAUUAAUUUUCGGCUUGUUGCUCUUUGGUUAAGGGUUUGUUAGCAAUUAGCAUCUGGUAACACAAAUAAUUUUUUAGAUGUCAAACCUUUCGUGCCGAUUAUAUUAUUAUGAACUUUAUUCGGCCAUUUUUGCUUUCCGCAGACCUGGCCUUUUGAAUUUCUCUUCCGGAUAGACGUGGAGUCACUUAAUCAAUAUUUUAAAAUCCGGACAGGUCAUUUAAUUGGACAAAGCA